Messenger RNA from Monosiga brevicollis MX1, 621 nucleotides. RefSeq lists its product as uncharacterized. Gene Ontology annotation, biological process: sodium ion transport. The record is from RefSeq and is a predicted model, not a curated record. Bases 1 to 621 code for a protein of 206 amino acids. NCBI's taxonomy places the organism in Eukaryota, Choanoflagellata, Craspedida, Salpingoecidae. The transcript is spliced from 4 exons.
AUGGCGCUGGAACUGGAUGAGGCGAUGGAGCAGCAGCUGGAUGUGGCCUUUAACGCACAGCUCAUCGAUGAGAAAGCUUUUCAGGCCCUCGUCAAGGGCGUCUUUGCCAUUGCAUUUGAAGAAGCCACAGAGGCUGACCUCCUGGGUGCUGGUGCAUUGCAAAAUGCCAAUGCACGCUCAGUGAAGCAGGCGUACACUGGGCUCCUGACCCUGGUGCUAGAGGCCGCCAAGCAGAACCUAAAUGGCGAUUCGCUGCGGAGCACCGACAUGGGUUGCGUACAAGACUGCAACGGUGAGUCAAGGCUCUUCUUUACUCAGACGCAUCGUCUCAUCUCGCGUCCGCCAGCCCUUUGUCUCAUCCUGGUCUACUUGGACUUGGUCUCGGCCCAUAGCACGACCUUUCACAUACCGCAUCUCGAAGAUGUGGAAUGGCGACUGGAUCAGACAACCCGAGGAUCACAUUUGGACAAGAUUGAUGAGCCUCGCUUCAACAUCACUUUUCGCACCACGAACGAUGAGAGCAACACCACCAUCAGUUGCGAUUUGGCCAGACUGCAGGAUCUUGUGGCCAAACUGGAGAGUGCAUGUGCAGCAGUUCAAUCACUGGCAGAAGCCUCUUGA